AUGUAUUUUUUUAAAAAGACACCUGAAAAGCAACCCGCUCAGCCACAGCAACAACAGAAUCAACAACAACAAAAUCAAAUAGUGAUAGUUAAUAGAGAGACAUCAGAAUAUUUUAGAAAACCAGGUCAGACUACAGGUGGUUAUAAGAGAUUAGAGAAGUUGGGUGGUGGAUCGUUUGGAUCUGUCUACAAAGCAGAGGAUCAUGCAACAGGUACACUCUAUGCAGUGAAACUACUCAACUAUCAUACCUACGAAUCGAAUCUCGCUGCAAAGAAAUACAUUCAAACAGAAUUCGAUAUCUUAAAUAAAUUGAAAAACGGUCAACAACAUCCACACAUAGUAAACAUUCCAGAUGUACUUGAUCAAUAUACAUAUGUUUUUGAAUAUUGUAAUGGUGAUUCAUUACAGAAAUACUUUAUGGAGAAAUCACCGAUUACAGAGAACACAUUGAAGACCAUAUUUGUACAGAUUCUUUCGGCACUUCAAUUCCUUCACAGUCAAGAGAAACCCAUAGUUCACAGAGAUUUGAAACCAGCCAAUGUUUUAGUUCACCAAAAUAAUAAUAGAUUCGUAUUUAAAUUGACUGAUUUCGGAUUUUCAAAAUCGAUGACAGAGAUAGAGAUGUUGGGAUCUAAUGUUGGAAGUCCGCUGUUUACAGCACCAGAGAUUGGAAAGAUUAAAUACGAUCAUAUGGUGGAUAUCUUCUCGUUGGGUGUGGUAUUCUUUUAUAUUGCAAGAGCACGUUAUAAUGACCCGGUAUCACUUCCGGUCAACCCAGAGCAAAUCUAUAGAUUGCCAUCAACACUCUCUGCAGAUUUCAAGGAUCUAUUGAUUCGUAUGAUCAACCCGAAUCCCAAACAAAGAAUUACAAUUCAAGAGAUCAUUCGUUCAAAGUGGUUACAAGAUAAAUUCGUACAACUCGAAGUACCAGGACAAGAUCGUUAUUUAAUGAAUCUUCAAGAUUUGUAUCAAAUUCAAGGAUUCAUUGAGUCAAAGUUUAAUCUGUCAUUGGCUGAUCAAUUGGUAUUGGUAUCUUAUCAUGACUCUGAUAAGUUGUAUCUAUUGGAGGAUACUAUUGAACGUCCAAUCUAUACAGUUGAUAGAGUUUAUUUAAUUAGUAAGAAACAUGAGAUUCCACGAAUUCUUUUCAGUCCACUUGAUAAAGUAUCAAAGUUCUCUGAAAUCAUUAAACAACCAAUGGUUUGGACAAUUCAUAAAUUACAAGAUGAAAAGUUGGCAGAUGCAAGAAGAGUACAGUUUAUUGUUACAGAUAUUCUAAAGAAAUCACUUGAUUAUUUAAGAUUGUAUGCUUUAUUUAAGGAGUUUUAUGUUGCUCAAAUCAAAACACCAAACUUUACACUUGCAAUGAAUAGAAUUGGUGAUUUCUGUAAGAAUAACCAAGCCAAUCAUCAAGCUCUAGAAAACGUUAGAAACUUGAAGGAUCUUGACAAUGAUGGAAAUGAAACCAACGAGUCGUUUGUAGAUCGUCUGCCAUUCAUCAUAAAGACUUUCUUGCAACGUGACAUCGGUGAUCUCUAUGAUAAUAUCAUAAAGAUCUCAAAGGAUUUGGAUUCAAAAGAAAAGUCACAUACUCAUUUCAAUCAAAAUGUAUUAGAAGGAUUGUUAGAGGUAGAAGGUCUUUCUAAACAAUUUGAAACGGUGCGUGCCGGUCUUAAUCAACUUCGUGGCCUGAAUGAAUCGUCGUUUGGUUUCAUCUUUGACACAGAGACUUUGAUGAAACACUUUUCGGCAUACGUGGAGAAUUGCUAUAAGCUCUACAUCAAGUACUAUUCAGCCAUCAAUAAGGAUCUAUCAAUGUUUAUUGACCACUUUAAUAGUCUGAUCAAAUCGUUGUCGUCGCUCGACACCAUUCAGAAUCAAUCUCAGAAUAUCAUUGGCGACCAAGAGUUGAUCAAUGAGAUUGCCAAGAUUCCAACCUACUACAAGCGCUACCAGUCAGAGUUGAGAAGAAGAUCCGAGUUCCAGGCACUCUACGAUCAACAAACCAGAAGAUUUGCACUUGAUAUUCAUACACUGAUCCAAGGUGAAAUUUCAUUAAGAUCAAAUUUCAGAAAUGUUGAUUUACCAAAAUAUUUCAUUCCACUUGCUCUUUCCAAUCGCGACAUAGAGAAUCCUCUUCACAAUUUCUUGCCAACUGCUGAAAGUUUAAGUUUGAGAGACUUUAUAACAAGUGAAGGUUUUGAUAUGAUAGAUGAUGACCUGGGUGGAAAUCAAAACUUGGUUCAAACUAAAGUUAUGUUGGAUUUAAUUAAAGAGAAUGGUGAAUUACAAAGAGAGUUGUCAGAGUUGAGAAAACAAGAUCAUAAUUCUUUGGGUAGAAAUAAUUAUUAUCACCAAGACGAUCAACAAACUAUAGAGAGAGACGACGAUCAGCAAAACAAUUGUAACUCUGUUAUCUACAAUGGAGAUCAACAACAACUCAUUGACACUGUUAUUCAUGCUCAAAAGUGUGAGGAAGAUAACAAUAACAAUAACAACGAUAGUUUAGUGGAGGAAAAGGAAAGAGAGAUAGCAAUGCUGAGAGAGCAAUUCGAAGAGUUGUCAACCAAUAAAGAUAAGAGAAUCCAAGAGUUGGAGAGAUCACUCAACGAGCAGAAACAACGUGAUGCCAGCCUGACCCUAAAGCAAUUCGAGUUUAACAAUCAUAUCAAAUCACUCCAGGAAAAGGUUAAACAGAUGGAGCAACAAAAUGCACAAUACCAAUCAACAAGAGACUCCAACUCGCAGCUUUUAGAACGUAUACGUGAAUUGGAACAGCAACAGGAUUCAAAGAAUUUGGCCAACCAGUUCCAAACCUCCAAUCUACUUGAACUCAAAGACAACAAAAUCUCAGAGCUCGAAAAAGAAGUGAUCAAUCUCCGUGAAGCUGCUAGAAUACUCGAAUUAUCAUUACAUCAAUAA
This is a messenger RNA of Heterostelium album PN500, 2922 nucleotides long. RefSeq lists its product as uncharacterized. The transcript is spliced from 10 exons. The record is from RefSeq and is a predicted model, not a curated record. Gene Ontology annotation, molecular function: ATP binding; protein kinase activity. Gene Ontology annotation, biological process: protein phosphorylation. Lineage: Eukaryota; Evosea; Eumycetozoa; Acytosteliales; Acytosteliaceae. Bases 1 to 2922 code for a protein of 973 amino acids.